Sesamum indicum (sesame) is the source of this 505-nucleotide messenger RNA. The record is from RefSeq and is a predicted model, not a curated record. NCBI's taxonomy places the organism in Eukaryota, Viridiplantae, Streptophyta, Magnoliopsida, Lamiales, Pedaliaceae.
CCAAUGCCUGGAGGAUCAGAGAAGUUUGUUGUUUGAAUUGAAGAGCGAUCUUAUAUUCAACAGCACUCAAUCACUAAAACUGGUGCUCUGGAAUCAGACUCAAGAUUGUUGCAACUGGGACGGUGUGGAAUGUGAUGGUGUGGGGCAUGUGAUCAAUUUGCAGCUCGAUGGGGAGGGAAUUUCGGGUGGGAUUCAUAACAUGUCAAGUCUUUCCGGCCUUCGGUACCUGGAGAAGCUAAACUUGGCUGGGAAUGACUUUGGAAGUCAGAUUCCAAGUGGGAUUCUCAACCUCAAACAUUUGAUGCAUUUGAAUUUAUCAGAUGCUGGUUUUCGUGGACAGGUUCCAAUUGAAGUUUCACUAAUGAGGAGAUUGGUCACUCUUGAUCUCUCAUAUAAACUCGGUUAUAACAGUCUAGAAAUUGAAGAUCUGAAUUUGAAGAUGCUUCUUCAGAAUCUAACCGGGCUAAGAGAGCUUUAUCUCGAUGGCAUUCAGAUGUCGUCAGCA